CCUAUAACCUCUGCACAACCUUCCUAUUUACAUCCUGACACUUGUUUGAAUGGUUACAAAUAUGUCAAAUAGUGUUAUCUCUCACUGAUUAUUUUCCAUUGUAAUAUUUCAUUGUUUUUAGUUUAGUUGUGGAUUGAAAAUACUUCAUGUUUAGAAGCAAUUCCUUCAUAACUAGAGAAAUGAGAUCUAAGAGACGUAAAACGCUCUUAACUGUUAUUUUAUUAGGGUUUCUAAUUUCUAUUUUUCUUUUUGGUUACUUAGCUUUUGGAGAAGACCAAACUGGACAUCCAACUUUGGUGCAGCUCCACAUUCUCUUCAGACACGGAGAAAGAACCCCAUCAUCAAAAUAUCCUACUGAUCGACACAGUGACUUUAUUUGGCCUGAUGGACCUGGUGCAUUAACUAAUAAAGGAAAACAAAGCAUGUACAACUUCGGUAAAACUCUUAGACAGCGGUAUGGCAGAUUUUUAAGUGAAUACUAUUCUCCUGAUGAACUGUCCGUUGUCAGUAGUUAUGCUCCUAGGUGUCAAAUGAGUGCAAUGACUUUGUUAGCUGGCCUUUAUCCUCCUAUGGGUAAACAAGUAUGGAAUAAAGAUUUGUUAUGGCAACCAAUUCCCGUGAAUCCUAUUCCUAGACAUAUUGAUAAUUUGAUCACAGCUAAAGCAUCCUGCAUGGCUUUUGAUGUUGAGAAGAAAAAAUCUGAUAAAGAACUUCUUAAUAAUUUGACUGAAAGCGAUAACAAAAUUUUCAGUUAUUUAUCUCAAAAAACUAAUUCAUUUAUUGAAAAUAUUGAGCAAGUGGAACAACUUUACAGCAUCUUAAAAAUAGAAGAUGAAAAUGGACUUGUUAUUCCGGAGUGGACAAAAUCUGUAUUUCCUGAACCAAUGAAAACUUUUACACAAAUGAAUCUUGAAAGCUACUCCAGAACACCGAAGUUGAAAAGGUUACAAGGAGGACCUUUGCUGAAGGAAUGGUUGAAAAAUAUUGAAGCAAGUAGAAAAAAAAUUCAUCUUUAUUCUGGGCAUGACCUAACUCUUGUCACUCUAUUAAGAACUAUUGGCGUAUCUACUGCAGGCAUUACUACUCCUCCCGACUAUGGUGCUAGUUUUAUUUUAGAAGUACAUCACAUUUCUGACAAAAGAAUUCUGAAGGCAUUCUAUUUCAAUUCAAACAAAGAUUCUGAACCAAUAACUCUCUUGCUGCCAAAUUGUGAACCAAUGUGUACUGUAGAAUCGCUAAAGGAAACAUUGAAAUCAUUUAUUCCAGAUGAUUGGGACCAUGAAUGUUUUGCUCAAACUGUUUAAAACCAAGUAGAUCUAUACGUAUAUACAUCAAACAAAUGUAAAGUACCUUUUAAUGACUAGAAUCUUCCAUUGAUCUUCCAUAACUAAAUUUUAUGGAUAAGAAUGAAAAAAAAUUAGCAGAUGAAUUUCUUAUAAAAGUGUGUAUCUGUUGUAUAAUACAAGACCAUCCAAUAACGAAAUUACUUUCUCGUUAUGAUAUAUUUAAAAUUGAUAAGAAUCUUUGUAUGAUUUUAAAUACCAAAAAUAUCAUUGCUUCAAUUUUCUCAUUGUUAAAAUUUUAUUAUUGACUAUAAAACAAAUAUCAGUUUAAAUUAAAAAUUGGAUUUGGUUGUUGUAUGUUGUUAAACAUUUUAGUAUUAAAAUGUACCACUGGUAAUUAUAAUUUUAACUUUAGGAUUUUUUUUAUUACACAAAGAUAACCUAGGCAUAUAAAUUGAAAUAUUUUGCUUUGAUUUCAACUGUCAAUUUCGAUCGUUUUCCUGCUACUGUAAUUUACAGUAUAUUGUGUAAAUAAUUGUGUUUAUUGUAUUCAAUUAUGUAAUUGUUAAUUUGAGACAUUUGUUACAUUUGAGAUUGUUAUUGUUACUGUAUGAUUUGUUUGUUACUGUAUUAUAAUUGCUAUACUAAAUAUUUUUUAUAUUGUUGAUUUUAUUUUUUCAUAUACAAUGUAUUUGUGAUUUCUUGAUUCCGUCAAAAUUAAUAUUUUUUUAUAAUUUUGUUUGUUGUUAGAUUAUUGAGAUCUUUUACUCCAGAGGAGUACUACUGUUUGUCCAUGUAUUUAAUAUCUUUCAGUAUAUGAUGAAACAUGUAUAAUAUAAUUUAUUGUAAAAAUACUUUGUAAUAAUAGUUUUAUAAUUUUUCAAGAUAUCUGCUCAGUUAGUUUAUUUACUUGUUUAACUAUAUGAAAGAGUAGGAAAUUAAUGUACCUGUUCAUCAAGCCAAAUAUUUAUAUUCAGGGUAUUUUCUAUUACAAAUUUGAUGAAGUUUACGAAUAUUUGCAUUCCCACCAGAAAAGACCAAAAAUUUAUGAUAUUAUGUUAAAAACAUAAAUUAUUUUAUUAGAGAAAUUCUUUUAUAAUAUAAUAUUUCAUAAAUAUAUAUAUAUUAUAAUUAUUUUAUUAGAAGCAUUUCUCUGUCUGAAUUUGUUUGUUUGAUUAUAUUUAUUUCAUCUGAAGCUUUUUUUAUUUCUAUUAGUUCCUUGUUAUUCUUUGGAAAUGUAUGUCAUUUAAUAUUCUAACAUUCUAAAUAUUCUAUUGUAGAUUGUUUCGCAAUAGAAAAAAUCUGGAGAAUCUCUGUGUGUGCAUAUCAACAGCCUAGCUCAAAAACGUAAGCCUAGAAAGUCUUACGAAACUGAAAUUGCGUAUUUAAGGUUUGUAUAUGUUCAGAUGUAACACCAACAUUUUCAUCAAAAUUGGCUAACCAAAAGUGGCACUUCAUAUCAUCGAUGUAACACAUUUUUAUGAUUUUCUCAAAAACAGAUCUAACGAUUUUGCUUAAACUCGGUGUAUCAACGUAUAAUUAAGUAGUCUUUAAUAUUAUUUAGGUCAUAUCUCUAUUGAUGUCACUUAAUAGGGCUUAAAUGCCAGGUGUUCAAAUUGUCUUUCUCUAAAGUACCUUUAAUUUGAUUUAUUUUAAAUAAUUAACUAUCUCUCAUUGUUAAAACUUAUGAAAAAAGGCUAAAUAUAACUUUUGAAAGAAUUUGAUAAUUAAAUAAAGGAGAAAAAAAGAAAAAUGCUUAUCCUGGUUUCAAAUAAAUCUCUGGAAAUAAUAGUCAGAAGAUAUACAUAUAAUAUAUCGUUGGAAAGUGGAGAAUUUUAGAAAAAAAAUAAUAUCUAAUAAAUAAAGUUAUAAAAGGUAACGGAGAGUGAUGAAUGAAAUAUAAAUAAUAAUUUCUGAAAACUAACAUUAUUUAACAUAAAUUAUGUUUCCAAGUAAUUUAAAUGAAAUAUUCUUACUAAAUAUAAACAUUUAAAUUUUUUUCAAGAUUGAAAAAAUUAUUUCAAAUCCACCGCAUCGAGGCAAUGAAAUUGUUAAAAAUACUAUUUAAUUGUACUUGUGUGAAAUAUAAAAAUAUUCCAUAGAUAUGUUUAUAACCUUAAAUACAUUUACUGUAGUUUAAUAACUCUAGAUCUGAUAUUAUAUUUACAUAAUUAGGUAUCUAUUGUCCGUUUGUUCCGAAAAAUCAUGUAAUUUUUUAGAAAAUUAAAUUAGUGAAUAUUUUUAUGAACUUUUCCUUUGUGAUAUCCCAACAGUAUCCACUUGCAAUUAGUGUGAAAACUUUUGACCUAUCUGUGACAUGCAAUGCAAAUCUCAUAAUUCCAUGUUAGUAAACUUCGCAAUAGAAAAUAACUAUUUAAUAACUAAUAGUUGUAAAAUCCGUAAUCAACUGAUAUCUUAAAUAGGAUUUUUGUUAUUUUAAUGAUUUGUUAGCUGUAAGCAUUUAGCUUUAGCUCGGUAAAAAAUGCGCUUCAAAAAUUUUAUAGU
Messenger RNA from Nezara viridula (southern green stink bug), 3788 nucleotides. The record is from the annotation of a GenBank genome assembly. Lineage: Eukaryota; Metazoa; Arthropoda; Insecta; Hemiptera; Pentatomidae.